UCGCCGUUGUCAAGUUGCCGCGGCCGCUCUCCUCGAUUCUCACGCACGCCGCCGAGUCACGCCUCCCACGGAGAUGAGCACGACCCUCUUCGCAGACACCUAAGUCCGCCGCGAGGUUUGUGAAGUGUUUCAGUGGCCACGAAUUCGGUUUCGCAGUGCUUCGAGUGUACCCUCACCCACGAUGGAUGACAUCAACUUCGCCGCACAGUGUCUCCUGGAGAUGUCCCACAGCAAGGACCACCUCAACCUGAACUUGAACCGCCCCCUGGACCUGUCCAAGUCCCUGAUCCGCGAGGAAAUCCUCUUCGUCAACCCCCCGGGCCCCGCCGUCAUCGUGGAACAGAUACCCAUGGUACCGGCCACGUAUCUCAAAGAGGAACCGGUCACCACCAACUCUACGGAGUCGUCCUCGUACAUGGUGGCCCGCAUCCUCACGGAUUUGACCAGGUUGAAGCAGGAACCGGUGCCGGAAGUGCCGUCCGACGGUGAGGGCACCCUCACCAUCGACGAAGAUCCCGAUGAGGGUUAUAACAGCUUCAACACCACCCCCAACAAACCGGCUAGGAGUGCCGAGAAGGCCGCGACAAGCGCCAAGAGUCGCAAGAGCGACGCGGGGCCGCCCCCGAAGAAGUCCAACGCCCCCAGGACGCAGUCCUCGCCCAGGCUGGGAACCCAGGCCAGGAAAACGCACAAGUGUUCCUACGAUGGCUGUCACAAGGUCUAUGGGAAGAGCUCGCAUCUGAAGGCUCACCUCAGGACGCAUACAGGAGAAAGACCAUUCCCAUGUAGUUGGGACGGAUGUGGGAAAAGAUUUGCCCGCUCAGACGAAUUGGCCAGGCACACGAGGACGCACACGGGCGAAAAGAACUUCGCCUGUCCGGUUUGCAACAAAAAAUUCAUGCGUAGUGACCACCUGAGCAAACAUGCGAGACGACACCCGAAUUUCGACCCCUCCGUGCUGAGGCAGCGCAGGGCCCCCAACAGGGCUUUUUCCAUCAACUCCAGCGACGGUACACCCUCGGACGUACUCUCGGACUCGAUGCCCAGUCCGUAACUGCUGAAUGUCUAAUUUAAGGGGCGAGUGUUGCUGCUGUCGCUGAGAUGAGGGUCGUUUGUGAGGCGAAAGAUGGCCGGCGAGAAAACUACGGCAGACUUGGAACCGUUUCCCUGGUCAAUUUAAAAAAUCUCAGAUCUAUAAUUUUUUUUAAGUCACUUACUUUUUUAAAAUGAUAAGAUC
Anoplophora glabripennis (Asian longhorned beetle) is the source of this 1237-nucleotide messenger RNA. Its product is annotated as Krueppel-like factor 9. The transcript is spliced from 3 exons. The record is from RefSeq and is a predicted model, not a curated record. Gene Ontology annotation, biological process: regulation of transcription by RNA polymerase II. NCBI's taxonomy places the organism in Eukaryota, Metazoa, Arthropoda, Insecta, Coleoptera, Cerambycidae. Gene Ontology annotation, molecular function: DNA-binding transcription factor activity, RNA polymerase II-specific; RNA polymerase II cis-regulatory region sequence-specific DNA binding. The coding region runs from base 182 to 1054 and encodes 290 amino acids.